Lethenteron reissneri (Far Eastern brook lamprey) is the source of this 2256-nucleotide messenger RNA. RefSeq names its product espin-like. The record is from RefSeq and is a predicted model, not a curated record. Gene Ontology annotation, cellular component: cytoplasm. Gene Ontology annotation, biological process: actin filament bundle assembly. Gene Ontology annotation, molecular function: actin filament binding. NCBI's taxonomy places the organism in Eukaryota, Metazoa, Chordata, Hyperoartia, Petromyzontiformes, Petromyzontidae.
CUCAAGCACGCAGGGCACCAUCAUCAUGUCUGACUCGGUGCUGGCGCGCGCGAUUGAAGCGGCCGAGCAGGGCGACCUGACGAGCCUCCGUGAGCUUCAUGCGCAGGGGCUGCUCAUGUCGUUGCAAGAUGAGCACCAGCACCAGCAGCAGGAGCAGCAGCAGCAGCAGGCGGCAUGGUCCAGCCUCGCAUCACCUGCAUCACCUGUGCAUCACGCGGCGCGCGCGGGGAGCCUCACCGCGCUGCGUUUCUUGGUCGGGGAGGCACGCAUGAGCGCCAGAAUCCGCACCGGUCCGGCACGGGCGAGCCCAGCGCACGACGCGGCUGCACGGGGUCAGCUUGCGUGUCUGCGUUACCUGCUCGAGGACGGCGCCUGCGACAGCGAGGAGCGCGAUAGUGCAGGCUGCACUGUCCUGCAUGUGGCAGCACGGUUUGGUUGUACAGCGGUUGUCAACUGGUUGCUCCAGUCUGGCAGAUGUGACCCUUGUGCUGCCACUGAAGCGCUUGCUUUGCCGAUACAUUACUCAACUGUACGUGGAGAUCCCGAUUCGAUGAAUGCCCUGCUGCAAGCAGCCCCAGACACAGUUAAUGCACGCACACGUGAAGGUGUGACACCUGUUUAUUUGGCAUGCCAAGAAGGGCAUCUUUUCCUUUUGCAACGGCUUGUGGAGAAAUGGGGAGCUGAUGUUACAAUCCAAAGUGAGGAUGGGAUGACUCCGCUUCAUGCUGCUGCACAAAAUGGCCACACUCCAUUGCUUGACUGGCUGACAGAAUUCACGGUCCUCAAUCUUAAUAAUGUGGACGGAGAUGGCGUAAGCCCACUGCACUUCGCUGCAGGAGGAGGACAUUGCUCAACAAUGGACUGGCUCCUGGCUCACGGUGCUAAGAACCAGGUGGACCUCACGGGAUGCUACCCACUUCAUGAUGCCGCAGAUAAUGGACACAUAAAGUGUUGUGAAAUUUUGCUGAUGCAUGAAGCUGAUGUAAAUGCAAAAGACUCAUGGGGAUAUACACCUGUGGAUUUAGCUGAAGAAAAUGGGCACACGGAAUGUGUGGAAUACCUGCUUUUUCAAAGGCACAACGGUCCAACAAAUCGUAAACCAGGCCGGAGAGUCACGUUUAAACUGACCGAGGGUGAUGACAUCUCAGGAAGUGAAAUGGACGACGAUGAAGCUGCCCAACUUCGAGAGCUCUGCGACUUGCCAGUGGCAGCAGAUACUGACAUGGAGUCAAACACUGACAUUCCAGAGUCUGAAAGUGAGGGAGAAAAAGACUCUGAUAUUAUCAGCAUUACAGCAGAUGAAUAUUCAUUUAUACCACCACAGGCACCGCCUCCACCAUCUCAUCCACAAAUAAAUAGAUAUGAUGGUGCCAGCCUCUAUAAAACACUGCCAUGCAAGUCAGGUGUUCAAAAAAUCAACCUCAAAGCUUCAAGUAGCUUAAAUUUUGAACUUAUAGCAGAACUGAAAGCUGGAAAAUGUCUGAAACCAACACAAAACAGCAAUGGACGUUUAAUAACGUUUGUAGAUGGGAAUGAAGAUAAAAAACACGAAAUGAAUGAUUGUUCAUCAAACGCAGAAGCUGAUGUUGGAGUCACCCCAGAUGAAGAGAAAAGUUGUUCUUCCGAAAGCAGCAGUGGCCCAGGGGCACACAAACACAAUGAAGACAUUCCUUCAAAACCACUGAAUGAUGUUUCUCCACUCUCUAACUUAAACUGUGAUUUUAAAAGUGAAAUUAGCCCUGCCAAUGUUAUUAUAAUCCCUUUGCAUUCUGACAAGAAAAAUACAAUUGAUCAAAUAAAUGUCCCUAAUUCAGAUUAGGCUUUUGAUCCAAAAUCCAAUGUUGGUGAUGAUUAAUCAAAUAUUGUUCCAAUGGAAUCUCAUUCCGAAUAUAAUCCUGAAUGUUGCAAUUCGAAAUACAUUUCUCAAGAUAGCCACAAAGCAAACAGCAAUAAAUCUUCCAUGAAAUAUUAUGGAAAUAAAAAGUAAUUUUAAGGCCAUAUGUGGGGAUUUUAAGAUACGGUACUCAGAUACUAAACUAUUUCUAACAUGAUACUGACAUGGUACAAAGUUGCAUGACACAAACAUGAGGUGAGCUACAAGAAGAAAGAUAGCCAUAGAAAAUGUGUGCUAUUUCUUUUAAAGUAAUUUCUAAGUAUAAUUGAAAUUCCAAUCAAUAGAAUGGAGCAGGUUUGUAUAAUUACAUAUAAUUAUGUAUUGUGUAAUUCUAAUAAAAGUAUUCAUCACAACUAAGAAAA